Messenger RNA from Botrytis fragariae, 765 nucleotides. RefSeq lists its product as uncharacterized. NCBI's taxonomy places the organism in Eukaryota, Fungi, Ascomycota, Leotiomycetes, Helotiales, Sclerotiniaceae. The transcript is spliced from 3 exons. The coding region runs from base 1 to 765 and encodes 254 amino acids. The record is from RefSeq and is a predicted model, not a curated record.
AUGCACUUUCUUGGAAGGGUUUGGAUGCUAGGAGCAGGUCUUUCAGCAUGCUGCUCCGCUGCUCAUAUUACCCAAGACCGGCUUGUCUCUCUCAGCAGUGAAAAUUACGACGGUACUACGAAGGUCGAACUCAUCACGAAAGGCCUCGGACAGGUCGAUUUCUUUAAGCUCGACCCAGCUCCGAACGCUACCACAUUUGACUCGUGGUACUUUGAUGCUAUGAAUCCCUUGACGAAUGAAACUGUCAUUUUCAACUUCGAGAUACAGUCUCCGACUAAUAGUGCUAACGUAUCGGAGCCUCUCUAUCGAGUCUCACUGUAUGGGUCGUUUGCCAAUGGUACAGCCUACAGCUAUGAAGUCGAGGCUGAAAAUGUUAACAUAACGGAAAACGACGAAAACGGUACCAAAGUGGCCUACUUUGGCGGUAACGACUUCUCUUGGUCAGGUACAAGCCUCUUGAAACCCAGACCGGUCUACACGGUGACUAUUAAUUCGACUGAGGUUGGUAUCUCAGGGACUUUGAUUUUGCAGGGAAAUCUUGCCGCGCCUCAUUAUUCCUGCGGCAUCGAUGCAGCAGGCGUUGAUCAACAAACCGCUCCAGGGUUGGAUGGGCUAAUGCGGUACCCGACGCUAACGCCACUGUUUCUAUCCAUAUUCGCGAUACGGCAAUGUCUUUUGAAGGAUAUGGCUAUCAUGACAAAACCUGGGUUGAUCGUCCUUUUGAGACAUCGGUGCAGGCCGCGUUUUGGGGUCACGCUCGCAUAG